This is a messenger RNA of Phaethon lepturus (White-tailed tropicbird), 738 nucleotides long. RefSeq names its product claudin 12 (gene CLDN12). Lineage: Eukaryota; Metazoa; Chordata; Aves; Phaethontiformes; Phaethontidae. The transcript has a single exon. The coding region runs from base 1 to 738 and encodes 245 amino acids. Gene Ontology annotation, cellular component: plasma membrane. The record is from RefSeq and is a predicted model, not a curated record.
AUGGGCUGCCGGGAUGUUCAUGCAGCAACAGUACUGGCCUUCCUCAGUGGAACAGCCUCAGUAGCUGGACUCCUUGCAGCAGUUCUGCUUCCAAACUGGAGGCAAAUGAGACUGUACACAUUCAACAAGAAUGAGAGGAAUGUGACCGUUUACACUGGACUCUGGAUUAAGUGUGCUCGCAUUGAUGGGAGCAGAGACUGUGUGAUAUAUGACCCACAGUGGUACACUGCUGUCGAUCAACUGGAUUUGCGUGUUCUUCAGUUUGCCCUUCCACUGAGUAUGUUAACUGCUGUCUCAGCUCUGUUUCUCUGCUUGAUUGGCAUGUGUAACACAGCCUUUGUAUCCAGCGUGCCAAACAUCAAAUUGGCCAAAUGCCUCGUAAACAGUGCAGGCUGCCAUCUCGUGGCUGGCCUCUUGUUCCUGCUUGCCUGUGCCAUUUGUCUCACUCCGUCCAUCUGGGUCAUUUUUUAUAACAACUAUCUGAACAGAAAAUACGAGCCUGUCUUUAGCUUUGACAUCUCUGUAUUUAUUGCCAUUGCCAGCGCUGGCGGUCUGUUUUUCACUUCCGUUCUGCUAUUUCUGUGGUAUUGCGCAUGUAAAAGCCUACCUUCUCCUUUCUGGCAACCCCUCUAUUCCCAUGCCCCUAGCAUGCACAGCUAUGCCUCUCAGCCGUAUUCUGCACGCUCUCGCCUCUCUGCCAUAGAAAUCGACAUUCCUGUUGUGACACAUGCAUCUUAA